AUGAUGAAAGGUUUUAAGCAAAGAUUUAAGGUAAAGACUAGUCUUGGAAAAGGUGACAAGAAGAAAGAUGCGAAGAAGGAAGAGAAGACAAAAUCUAAGAAAGCUCAAAACGAACAUCAUGCUGGUAGCCAUCACAGGCAUCAUAGCCAUCAUGAGCAUGAGCAUGAACAUGAGCAUGAUAGUCAGCAAAAGAGACACCAAGACCAACAACCAUCCUCACAAAAGCCAACACAAUCACAAUCUGGAAGUUCUCAUCUGCAACGGAAAGCCCAAAAGCAAAGCCAGGCACAGGGCAACACACAGAAUUUGCGUACUCACCAAAAACAAGAACAAAAGAGCCAGCAAAAUAGUGAUGAUGACAUGCAACAGCAGCAGGAUCCAGAACGUGUACAACAAGUACAAAACGGACCUCAGACUCCAAAGCGGGCGGCUGGAAUGGAUAACAACGUGGAUAAUCCUUCUGACAUGGAUACUUCGCCAUUGACACCUCCAGCGAGUGUCUUGAAUGAUAACGGUGUUCCAAAGCUUCAUGCUGCAAACUCUCCGUUUGACAAAGUGCCGAAAGAUGAUUUGGAGUUGAAACCUAGGACACCACAGAGACAUUCUUCAUCUCGAUUCGACCCUGUGAACGAUCGUCAGGUGUUCCAGAAAUUGGCAUCUUUUGAUGAAGUUGACCCGGAGUACUAUGCUGAAUUGUUCAUAAGGAAGGUUGAUCAGUGCAAAAUUAUGUUUGACUUUUAUGAUCCUUCUUCCGAUAUCCAGGGAAAGGAGAUGAAAAGGCUUACAUUGCAUGAACUCACUGUAUUUGUUAGCACCACGAGGAUGAAAUAUACGGAGGAGAUGUACAGACAUGUGGUUGAUAUGUUCAAGAUUAACAUCUUCCGUCCAAUUCCCCCACCCGUUAACCCUGUCGGAGAUAUCUACGAUCCUGACGAGGAUGAACCUGUGUAUGAAUUGGCAUGGCCUCAUAUGCAGAUGGUAUACGAGUUCUUUCUUCGUUUCGUAGAGAGCCCAGAUUUCAAUAAUACAGUUGCAAAGCCAUACAUUGAUCAUCAGUUUGUCCUUACACUUCUUGAGCUAUUUGACAGUGAGGACAAUAGAGAGAGAGAUUGCUUGAAGACGACUUUGCACAGAAUAUAUGGAAAGUUUUUGAGUCUUCGUUCGUUUAUUAGAAAGUCAAUUAACAACAUCUUCCUUACAUUCAUAUACGAGACCGGCAGGUUCAAUGGCAUUUCAGAGUUGUUGGAAAUUCUGGGUUCCAUUAUUAAUGGAUUUGCACUUCCAUUAAAGGAAGAGCACAAGGUCUUUUUGGUAAAAGUUCUUAUACCUCUCCAUAAGGUUAGAUGCUUGUCUUUGUAUCAUCCACAGCUUGCUUACUGCAUUCUUCAAUUUCUUGAGAAGGAUCCUACUUUGACAGAGGAGGUCAUCAUGGGUCUUCUUCGUUACUGGCCUAAAAUAAAUUCGCCUAAAGAGUUAAUGUUCUUAAAUGAAAUAGAGGAUAUCUUUGAGAUAAUUGAUCCGCAAGAAUUCCAGAGGGUUGAAGUUCCGUUGUUUGCACAGUUGGCUAAAUGCAUUUCAUCGCCUCACUUCCAAGUCAGUGAAAAAGUGCUCUGCUAUUUCAACAAUGAAUUUUUUGUGUCUUUAGUUACCGAAAAUGCAGAGAGCAUUCUGCCUAUAAUCUUUCCGGCUUUGUAUGAUCUUUCUCAAACGGAGAUGGAACUGGCAGAGCAACAAGAUCAACAGAAUCCGGAUCAGCAGUUGAAUGACUAUGAUCUAGAUGAAACUACUAGCUGGAAUAGGACAAUAUCGACAUUGGCCUAUAAUGCAUUGAAAAUUUUUAUGGAUACCAAUCCAAUUGUCUACGAUAGAUGCUGCAUUCUUUAUGAUGAACAGAUGAAGGAAGAGAAGACAAGAAAGAAACUUAGAAACGACCACUGGAAGAAGUUAGAGAGCUAUGUUCAGAAAUUAAAGCUAGGGGACGAUAGCACAAAAAAGGUAGAGAUUAAAUAA
Molecule: messenger RNA, 2010 nt
Organism: Brettanomyces bruxellensis
Lineage: Eukaryota; Fungi; Ascomycota; Pichiomycetes; Pichiales; Pichiaceae
Gene: RTS1
Product: serine/threonine-protein phosphatase 2A 56 kDa regulatory subunit delta isoform
Exons: 1
Coding region: 1-2010 (669 amino acids)
Biological process (GO): signal transduction
Cellular component (GO): protein phosphatase type 2A complex
Molecular function (GO): protein phosphatase regulator activity
Source: RefSeq, a predicted model, not a curated record